Molecule: messenger RNA, 1786 nt
Organism: Zophobas morio
Lineage: Eukaryota; Metazoa; Arthropoda; Insecta; Coleoptera; Tenebrionidae
Exons: 18
Coding region: 241-1776 (511 amino acids)
Biological process (GO): 7-methylguanosine mRNA capping; protein dephosphorylation
Molecular function (GO): protein tyrosine/serine/threonine phosphatase activity; mRNA guanylyltransferase activity
Source: RefSeq, a predicted model, not a curated record
AAACUGAUCUACAAGGGCUGUCCGAGUGAAAUAUCUUUUAUACUUCAAUAUAAUUUCCAUCUAAUUCAAGACGCCUUUCACAUCGACCGUGCAAUGUUUUUAUCUCACGAAAAAAUAUUCCGAUACUUUUCCUGCAAAGUGCUCAUCUACAGCCAACCUUAUUCGUUCUUCUCAAGAUUCUUGUAAAGUUUCAAAAAAGCUCUUACUAUUUCCUGCUAUUUAAUGUAAGCGGUCUUAAAAAUGCUUCAGUGGCCAAUUAUAGCCUUUUCGCUGGCUUUGUUGAAAUCCUUAUAUACUUUUUUCACGAGAAAAAAUAAAUCAAGUUCAAGCGCAUGCUUUGCUCAAUCUUUCCAGCUUAUAAAGGAUCACUCACAGACUAAGUACUUCAACAAUAAACAGCUGCGAGUAGUUCACUUGUUGCAUCCUAAUCCUGAUGUUCCGGUGCUCUUUUUCCUGCACGGAGCUGGGGGACGAGUUGAGCAGUUCUGUGGGCAGCUCAACUACUUCCGUACUAAUUCCAGCAUUGUUAUGCUCGAUCUGGUGGGGCACGGGCAAUCCGAAGAAAGUUCCUUUCAAGAGGAUUUCGGCUUACACUCUCUCCUGGAUACUCUCGUUGAAGUUUUUCAUACCUAUAUGGGAAAGUACAAUGCUUUCGUGGCUCAUUCAUACGGCACCAGCCUCUUUGCUUAUCUGUAUCCGCUCGUUAAGGAGCAUCUCUCUGGGGCCGUACUCCUUGCCCCCCUUGUCGCCCGCCAUGGCAACGCAAGCAGCAUGCGCCCCCCGCUUUGGACGCGCCUCCCCUGCUGGUUUCUCGAUCUGUGCAGGUUCUUCGACCGCUGGGGGGGCGUGCAGAGCUACUCGGUCCGCAGACUUCUGGAUCAAAGCGCUUCAGACUGUGUGAAGGCUCAGCAGCUUCUCUGGAAUAAAGCCACGUCUAGCCUCACGAUAAAGCUUCUCGUACGGGAGAUGCGCCUUCCCCCUCUCGAAGAUUUCGGCUCCCUUGCCCGUCUUCCCGUCCUUUUGAUUGCUGGCGAAGGCGACUUCCUCGCGCCUCCUUCUAUGGCUAGAGAUAUAUUUCAAAAGAUUAGCGGCAGAGAGCCGCUGCCGGCCAUUAGGCAUCAGCUGCAUAUACUUCCGCAAUGCGGUCAUUUAUUAAUGCUUGAGAAGAAAGAUGUUGUCAACGCGCACAUAGCGCGCUUCUUGACUAGAGUUUGCGGCUUCAGCGCUAUGGAUCGGCUAAACAUAGCAAACAGGGGGAGCAGCCUAGACGAUAAAUGGGGCUUGAAAAAUUUCGAGAAGUGGGCUAAGACGGCCAACUACGGGAAGCCCGUGGGAAGAGGGGGCAGCCUUCUCCCCUUGAAAGUCCUCCGGCAGGACGACAGCACCCACUCGCCCGAGGCCUUCCUAGCGGAGCAUCCCAGAGUCGGACUGCUGAUCGACCUGACGAGUGGCGCGCCUCCCUAUGACACCUACUGCGAGUGCAUCCCUUCGUAUGUGAAGCUGAGGGCCAUCUCUAAAGAGAUCCCCGACAGAGAAUACGUGGACUCCUUUAUAAGAGCAGUCAAGACAUUUCUAAAGGAGCAUCCGCAGAAGCAGGUUGCUGUGCACUGCCACUACGGCUUCAACCGCACAGGAUUCCUAAUCUGCUGCUACUUAAUCGAAGAGGAGAACUUCUCUGUGAAAGAGGCAAUAAAAGAAUUUGCACGGGCGAGGCCGACGGGCAUCCGGCACCAGCACUUCAUAGACGAACUGCAUCUUCGCUAUGCCGCAACUUAGUUUUGUUCAC